UUCACAUGCAUCUCUUACUUUGUCUGUUUGUACACAUAGAGAGAGAGUGUGUGUGUUAGAAUAGUUUUGCUUCUCUGUUUCCCCCCUCUUUACCUGUACACUUAUUUCCUUCCUCUCUCAGCUCACACACACUUCCUUUUCUUGGAGUUCUGCUCUCUUCAUCUGGCCAAUAAUGGCUUCUGCUUUCUUCUUCUUCUUCUUCUUCUUCUUUGUCUGCUGCAACUUGUUUUUCUUCUUGAUGUUUGCUGUGAUAUCAUCUCCCAUGCCUCUCCAAGGCCAUGGGACUGAUCCCCAGAUCACUGUCAUGGGCAUGGUUUACUGUGAUAUAUGCUCCAACAAUUCCUUCUCCACACACAGCUACUUCAUGCCAGGUGUGGAAGUGAGAAUAGACUGCACCUUCAAAGCAAGGUCACCAAAGACAGCAGAGCAGAUAGAGUUUUCAGUGAACAGAACAACAAACAGGUUUGGGAUUUACAGGCUGGAGAUACCUUCAGUGGAUGGAAUUGAGUGUGCCAGGGAGAAAGAAAUGGGAAACUUCUGCAGGGCCAGCCUCCUAACGCAGCCGCAGCCAAAGAGCCAAGCCUCAGCCUCAGCCUGCACUCUUCCUGCCUCAACUACCACGACGGAGGAAGUCACGGUCAAAUCCAUCACUGCUAAUACCUGCAUCUACAGCCUCAGUGCUUUGACUUUCAGACCCUCCACCAGAAAUGAUGCUCUAUGUGGUUCCACUAAUCAUUAAGCAUUAGUCAAUACAAACCCCCACCCCCUCAAAAAGUCAUAUGCAUGCCUUAGCAUAUCUGGUUUAUCAUGUAAGCUUGAAGAAGAAGAGAAUAUUCUCAUCUGUGUGUGCAUCCUAGCUACCUGCAAACACACAUUUUCAUACAUAUUUGUAGUAAUACAACAAUGCAUUAUUGCCAUGUGCUCAUAGCUUGAGUGUUAA
Cuscuta campestris is the source of this 940-nucleotide messenger RNA. NCBI's taxonomy places the organism in Eukaryota, Viridiplantae, Streptophyta, Magnoliopsida, Solanales, Convolvulaceae. The record is from the annotation of a GenBank genome assembly.